AUGGUGUUUGAUAGGAAAGGAACAAAGCAAGGAAAACCAAAACAGCAGCUUCCUCAGUUGGAAAACCAAACCUCAGAUACUUUCUGGGGAGGAAGGGUUACAUGCGAUUCUGAGCAUAAGAGAGUGAGAAUACUGAGUCUUGCAAAGAUGGGUCUUAAUGGAAACUUACCCUCACAGAUUGGCAAUUUGUCGUUCUUAGUAAAACUUGACCUCAACAGCAACAACUUGUGUGGUAAGAUGCCAAAAGAGUUGCUUCAGCCGCACAGGUUAGAAAUUCUGAACUUGAGUUAUAAUGCAUUCAGUGGAGAAAUCCCAACUCGGAUUGGAAGCUUAUUUAGGCUUCAACACUUGAUUCUUGGCAAUAAUAGUUUCGGAGGCAUCAUUCCUGCAAGUAUAUCCAAUUUGUCAAAGUUGGAGACCUUGGAUUUGAAUUCUAAUUCCCUCCAAGGAUCUAUUUCCUUUGAUAUUGGUAGGCUUCAACAUCUUAAAAUUUUACGGCCUCCUGUGAACCGCGUUUUUUAA
Neltuma alba is the source of this 522-nucleotide messenger RNA. RefSeq names its product receptor-like protein 12. Gene Ontology annotation, molecular function: protein binding. NCBI's taxonomy places the organism in Eukaryota, Viridiplantae, Streptophyta, Magnoliopsida, Fabales, Fabaceae. The record is from RefSeq and is a predicted model, not a curated record. The coding region runs from base 1 to 522 and encodes 173 amino acids. The transcript has 2 exons.